Molecule: messenger RNA, 1308 nt
Organism: Priceomyces carsonii
Lineage: Eukaryota; Fungi; Ascomycota; Pichiomycetes; Serinales; Debaryomycetaceae
Exons: 1
Coding region: 1-1308 (435 amino acids)
Biological process (GO): vacuolar transport
Source: RefSeq, a predicted model, not a curated record
AUGGCUAAAGCAAUAGAGGAUGCUAUUAGAACUAAUGUUUACUUCAAGCAAUCUCGAUUAAGUUCAUUAUAUUCUAAUUUUGAUAAUCUUGCGGUCUUGAAUCCAGAGGGAUAUGAAGCAAAUAUUGAAGCAUGGUCUAGCUUGCUAACUGAGUUAGUAAGGGAUAAUAAACUACUGGAUUCAAUGAUAUCGAUCCUGAAACGACGCCUAAACGACUACUUAUGUAUUCCUAUUUAUGGUAAACCAGAUAGCAUUGGAACAGUGUUAGAGGAGCUCAAGAGUAGGAACAAGUUAUUACCUUUACAAACUUUCAUGAAUAGUACAUAUCCCAUAGUAGAGGCUAAGAGUACUAGCAUUAUGACAAUAUUGUCACCAUUUUAUUGGAUUCCGUGGAGUAAGUCAAUUUUUUCAACUUAUAUUAAGGAGGACAAUAACUACUUUAAUGGUGAAAGGUACAUUUUUGUUGAGUUAUUACAGGGAUUAGGUAAAGAAUCUAUCCAGUACAUCGAAGACACAAUCUCUGCAGAGGCCACAGAAUCAGCAAGGUUAUUUGACGAAAAGAUUUUAUUCGAACUCCUCAAGGAAAAGUUUGAACUCACCUGGAAUGAUUAUUUAGUUCUUUUAAAAUACUUAGUGACUGACUUACGAAAGUGCGUCAUAGAGAAGACAGAAGAAAGAAUUUAUAUCAAGUUUGAAGAUAGCAAAAAGCUCUCAGAAGAAGAUAUUCGUAUAAUAGAUUUAAAGGCGAAUAUAGCCAAUUUAAUGAAAAGAUACUCAUAUAUGGAAAGCCGGAUUUACGAGUUAGAUAAUAGAUUGAGUGAACUUGGACGUAAUACACUGAAUAAGAAUGUGGAAGAUAGAAUGAAAAAUUGUUUACGACUAAAGAAGCUCUGGACUACGUCGCUAAUGAGAAUAUCGGAUGCAGAGGUUCAGUUAAAGAUGAUUUUACAUAAAAUUAAUGAAGCUACUUUCAAUAAGGAUAUCUAUACACAGCUAUCGAAAGGCGCAUCAGUACUCUCAAACUUAAAUGCAAAAGUUCGUUUAAGCGAUAUCGACGACUUGAAAUUAGACCUAGACAGAGAAAUUGAGGCAACAAAUGAGAUAGGAGAUGCUCUAGUUUAUGAUAAUAAAGUCGAUGAUGCAGAGAUAGAACGUGAGUUACAGAAGACGUAUGAGACAUCCAGGCAUGACUCAGCUAGCUUAGAAAAUGAGGACCUACUCAACAAGCUAGACAAGUUAAGCAUUAACAAGCAAGAGAUUGAGAGGAAUGAUCAACGAGAAAAACAGAAGGAAUUAGAGCCGGCUUAA